AUGGUUGGUUUUGAGGAAGUGAUGGGAGCGGAUGGAAAGAGGCCACCGGCCAUCACCGUUAUCCCAGCAGUUACUGCAGAGCAAUUUGUUGAUGAAGCUGCAACACCGGUAAAAAAUUAUGUGGAUGUCCCAAACGUCUCCAAAUACGAAAAGUCGAAAGUCAUGUAUGGUAAUGCUGGAAGAGAAGACAACAAAAUAACAAAAAGUGGAUACGCCGUCAAUGUCAAAGCAGUGCUUUCUGAAUAUAGAAAAAGACGAGCUAGCGAAUACGUAGGUGAGCGUGUUACACCAUCGCCUUAUGGAUAUUCGUACGCACAACCAGAAGAGCAGAUUCCAGCGCUUCUAGAGCAGGGAUAUUCUGCCAGUGAAGCUCCUCCUGUAAAGCCUGCUGGUUACAGAAGGAAAAGACUGACUAAUCCGUAG
Angiostrongylus costaricensis is the source of this 423-nucleotide messenger RNA. NCBI's taxonomy places the organism in Eukaryota, Metazoa, Nematoda, Chromadorea, Rhabditida, Metastrongylidae. The record is from the annotation of a GenBank genome assembly.